UUUACUUGCCAAUUCGGCGGAAGUAAUGGUAUAACAAAUUCUUUUACUAACUGUGGUAUCGGAUGGACAUCAACUCCGUGGACUAUAACCAGUGGUCACGGGGAUCGUGGCAGAGCACCAAGCGGACGGAUAAAUGAUAUGUUCCUAAUCACGGAGGGGAACAACCCAGCAAGCUUCAAUCUCCCAUUGCUCCACCUUACACGAAAUUCUGGACUUCUUUCAUUCCACUACAAGUUCUACUCUCGCUAUCAAAGUAUCCUUGAAGUUUCCGUCUGUCCUGGCGAUGUUCCUGUACGCAUUCCUGACAAUGACCGUGUCGUCUGGCAGAGGAUUGAAAACAUCAUGGUUUACUGCGAUGGACGAGAACCCCAGAUAAGAUUCUUUGCAUCGGAGAUAUUAUAAGGUCUUUGGAUAACAGUCAUCGUAUAGCAUUUGAUAACAUCGAGGUCGUAUCAACUUCACCUCCAAUAACGACAACGACAAAGGCAACAACGGGAGUGACAACAAGAAAAGCAUCAACGACGGCAACAAGAACAAGUACAGCUACAACCACCACCACCCUGACCACAGGGUCUAUGACAACGGCCCUGGCAACAUCGGAUCGGACAACGUCUUCAUCAUCAUCAACUUUCACAGACCGGAAAAGAGCAACGACAACUGUCACUGUCAUCUCUGUCAGUCUGGCUGCUGUGGUCAUAGCCUUGGUCAUUGUCGGAAUCAUCGGGAUCACCAUACGAAAGAAUUUAAGGAGUGCAAUAUGCAAGACCAAAGUGAUGCAAACAGAAGGUCAGUACAUGGAUCUGGAACCAACCAAUAGUCCAGCACCAGCCUAUGAGUCAUUGGGAACUAGUUCCAUGUCAAAAGUCAAUGAGACCAAAGUGUUACAACCGACAGGUCAUUGCAUGGAUCCGGGAUCAACCAAUAGUCCAGAACCAACUUAUGAAUCUGUGGGAGCUGGUUCCGUGUCAAAGGUCACUUAUGAGAACGGUUCAGUCGUCAGAGUAGAACAGCUCAUCCAUCUAUCUACAGCAGAAGAUGAACACCAGUAUGAGUCUGUUGAACACCAAUGAGUCUGUUUAAUAUCUUUGGCGGGGGUUUCUGCAAAAUGAAAAUUGUUUGAUCAAAAUACACAUCGUCAUCAAUACUACAACAUAACGAUCAAAUUACACAUGUAACCCAAAAUGAUAGUUACAACAGACUAAAGAAAUUAUUUACAUAAAAAGGCAUAUAUAAUGUAUAACCCUAAUAUCAUAUUUCUGGAACUCUCUACCUCCCCAACUAUAAUACGUGAAGCCCCUAACAACCAAAUUUCAAAAAAUAUAUCGAGACUUAUUUAUUUGCGUUGUUGUAGGCUAAAGUAGUUAAAUUUAGAAGUAUGAUACAAUUUAAUGAUGUUUCAGGUGAUGUUUGUUUAAGAUGAUAUAGCAUAAUGUAGAUAAUAUAACAAUUAAAGUAUUUUGUAAUAUUUGUAAAGAACAUUGAGAUCAUGGAUAGGCCUAUGCCUGAAGAUCGUACUGAGCAGUACGAAAAACACCGAGUUGCAAUAAAAUUAUAGUAACCACACGUCAUCUGUAAUGUGUUUGAAAAAUAUUCGGAGUGAUAUUUCCAAUUUCCAGUGAUUUCUUUGAAGAGGUACUCCGGGCUGGCAAUAGUUAUAUCCAAAUAAAUAUAGUAAAAUUUAUAGAGCAGAACACUGGAAAUUUCAUCAAAGUCUGAUAUCAAAUAACGAAGAAACAGAAUUCUAAAAUGUUGCAGUAUUUGAAGAGUUUAGUUGCAAAAGGGCUUACGUCCACUUUGGACCAUUCUGAGAAAAAAACAUGUUUUUUAUUCUCACUUACUGCAAUAUUCUUAUGAGAAACUAAAUUGUCAUGAUGUACUACCCUAUCAUGCGAACAUAAAAUUGGGUAUAAAAGAAAUCUACCUUUCUUCAAUUUUUUUCUAUAAAUUCUUCUAAAAAUGAUCAUUGUGGACAUAACCCCUUUUGCAAGUAAACUGAAAUGAAUCCAAUCUAUUUCUAUUAAAAAGUGAUUUUUCUUUGCCACUUUUAUUCACUUUUUCAUGUAAAUUUCAAAUUUUCUUUGUUUUCAUCAAAGCGACUAAAAAUUUUGAGGUUUUGAGACAGUAAACAAUAAAAUUUAUGAACAAUGGACCUAACCCCUUUUGACAAAUGAGCUCUUCAGAAGAGUUUGCUUGCCAAAGGGGUUAGGUCCACUCCAAGAAAA
This is a messenger RNA of Lytechinus pictus (painted urchin), 2222 nucleotides long. RefSeq lists its product as uncharacterized. The coding region runs from base 576 to 1070 and encodes 164 amino acids. Lineage: Eukaryota; Metazoa; Echinodermata; Echinoidea; Temnopleuroida; Toxopneustidae. The transcript is spliced from 6 exons. The record is from RefSeq and is a predicted model, not a curated record.